Messenger RNA from Ochotona princeps (American pika), 3196 nucleotides. It is a transcript of the gene REST, whose product is annotated as RE1 silencing transcription factor. Gene Ontology annotation, cellular component: nucleus. Gene Ontology annotation, biological process: regulation of gene expression. Bases 120 to 2990 code for a protein of 956 amino acids. The record is from RefSeq and is a predicted model, not a curated record. The transcript has 4 exons. Lineage: Eukaryota; Metazoa; Chordata; Mammalia; Lagomorpha; Ochotonidae.
CCCCCCGCCCUCCUCCCCUCCUGCGAAACUCCAGCAACAAAGAAAAGUCAGCGGCGGCGGAACCGAGACGCCCUGUUCGCUCGGCCGCUCCUCCCCGCCGGCCGAGAAGGAAUACAGCCAUGGCCACCCAGGUGAUGGGACAGUCUCCUGGAGGAGGAGGGCUGUUCACCAGCAGUGGCAACAUGGGCAUGGCCUUGCCCAACGACAUGUAUGACUUACAGGAGCUCUCCAAGGCGGAACUGGCCGCCCCCCAGCUUAUCAUGCUGGCCAACGUUGCCCUGACCGGGGAAGUGAAUGGCGGCUGCUGUGAUUACCUGGUGGGUGAAGACAGACAGAUGGCAGAGCUGAUGCCUGUUGGGGACCACUUCUCCGACAGUGAUGGAGAAGGACUUGAGGAGGCCUCGGAAGCAAAAGGUGAAUCCAGCGCACUGCAGAGCAUGGAGCUGCGGAGCCUGGAGCUCGGUGCCGUGGAGCCUCAGCAGCCCGUGUUUGAGGCCGCGGCCACGCCAGCGGUUUACGGCUCCAACAAAGAGGUUCCGGCCGAAGCCCCGGGAGCGGAGGACAAAGGCAAGAGCUCGAAGACCAAGCCCUUCCGCUGUAAGCCGUGCCAGUACGAAGCCGAGUCGGAGGAGCAGUUUGUGCACCACAUCCGCGUCCACAGCGCCAAGAAGUUUUUUGUGGAAGAAAGUGCCGAGAAGCAAGCCAAAGCCAGGGAGGCUGGCUCUGCCCCCGCCGAAGACGGGGAUCUCUCCAAGGGCCCCAUCCGCUGCGACCGCUGCGGCUACAACACCAACCGCUACGACCACUACACGGCGCACCUGAAGCACCACACCCGGGCCGGCGCCAACGAGCGCGUGUACAAGUGCAUCAUCUGCACCUACACGACAGUGAGCGAGUACCACUGGAGGAAGCACCUGAGGAACCACUUCCCCAGGAAGGUGUACACGUGCGGGAAGUGCAACUACUUCUCAGACAGGAAAAAUAAUUACGUUCAGCAUGUUCGAACCCAUACAGGAGAACGCCCUUAUAAAUGUGAACUUUGUCCUUAUUCGAGUUCUCAGAAGACUCAUCUAACUAGACAUAUGCGAACUCAUUCAGGUGAGAAGCCAUUUAAAUGUGAUCAGUGCAGCUACGUGGCCUCUAAUCAGCACGAAGUGACUCGCCAUGCACGGCAGGUUCACAAUGGGCCCAAGCCCCUGAACUGCCCACACUGCGACUACAAAACAGCCGACAGGAGCAAUUUCAAGAAACACGUGGAGCUGCAUGUUAACCCACGGCAGUUCAACUGCCCUGUGUGCGACUAUGCAGCUUCCAAGAAGUGCAACCUGCAGUACCAUUUCAAGUCGAAGCAUCCCACUUGUCCAAAUAAAACUAUGGAUGUCUCAAAGGUGAAACUAAAGAAAACCAAAAAGCGAGAGGCUGACCUGCCAGAUGCCAGUAUUACCAAUGAGAAAGCUGAAACACAGCCGACCAAGACAAAGGGAGAUACAGCCGGGAAGAAAAAUGAGAAGUCUGUGAAAGUGGAGAAAAAAGAUAGUGCUUCAAAAGAGAAGAAGCCUUGUGGCAGCGUCUCGGCGAUACAGGUGAGCACCAGAACUCGCAAGCUGGUGGCGGAGGCGAAGGAGGCAGAUGGACACGCGGGCAGCAGUCCCGAGAAGUCCAGCAAGACCAAGAAGAGCAAGCGCAAGGUGGGCGCCGACGCCGAUUCCCCACAGGAGGCGCCCAAUGAGGAGGAGCCUGUGGCGAAAAAGAGAAAGAAGGCGGAAGGCAAGUGCAGAAUUAGUCAGGAAGCCCCGAAGGGUGACAGCAAAGCCGAGGAGGCUGAGAAGCAGACUCCCAGCGUGAAGAAAAGUACAAAGAAGAAAACUCUGAAAAAUAGACCAAGUAAGAGAAACGGCAAGCUUGCUGCGAGGGAGCCAGCUCUGGAGGAACCUGCCCCGGAGGAGCCGGACCCUGAGGCCCCUGCUCCCCUGGCGGCUGCAGGGGUUCGGCUGCCUUCCCCCGUGGGGCCGCCCCUCGUGGGGCCUGUGCCGGUGCAGCCCGUGCCGGUGGAGCCCCUGUCGGAGCCCGUGCCGGUGGAGCCCCCGCCUCCCACAGAACAUCCUCUUCCCAUGGACCCUCUUCCCAGAAAGUCCCCUCUUCGCAGAGAGAGCAGGAAGGAGAAGUACGACCCGCAGGAUGAGAGGACACUGAAGGAGCAGGUCCUCAGUGAGGUGGGCUUAGUGCCUGUCAAAGACAGCCAGCCGCCCAAGGCAGGCGCAGCCCCCCAGGAGCCCGCCCCGCCAUCACCACCGUUGCCAAAGGAAGACUCACUGGCAGAGGAGGCGCCAGGCCCAAGGGCAGGCGCAGAAGGUGAAGGAAGCCCAGAGAUGCCCGUCGAGGAAGAAGCAGCUGCAGAGGCAGGGCCGCACGGAGCUCGUGUGGCGGCUGGUGCCAGCAGUGCUGCCAGCCGUCCGUCCUCCGAGCAGAGCCCAGGCACAGCGGAUGGUCACACGCCGCCGGGCCAGCAGCAGGCAGACGCAGCGCCUCGGGAGACGGAGAUGCUCACGGAUGAGAACAUGGCCGAAGGUCCCCGUGCUGGUCAGGACCCCCCCGUGGAAGGACCAGCCUCUCCGCUGCUGCCCACCGCACAGACAGAGCAGGAAGCCGCCUCCAGCAGCGCCCCAGCCUCGCCUCCAGCCACCCUGGCAGGAAAUGAGUCUCCGGAAAUCGAGGAAGAUGAAGGCAUCCACAGUCACGACGGUAGCGACCUAAGCGACAACAUGUCGGAGGGCAGCGACGACUCUGGGCUGCACGGCGCGCGGCCGGCCCCUCGGGAGACCCGGGGCAAAGACGCCCAGGAGGCUCUGGCGCCCAAAGCGGCCCAGGGAGACUUUGUUUGUAUCUUCUGUGACCGUUCCUUUAGAAAGGAAAAAGAUUAUAGUAAACACCUCAAUCGCCACUUGGUGAACGUGUACUUCCUUGAAAAAGCAGCUACAGGACAGGAGUAACGAAAGUGGACGGGAGUUUCGGUUCUUAGUAUGUAAGAAUGAUUGAAUUUUGUUUAUAGUGGUAGACACCUUUUUAAGAUUGCUUUAAUCAGCGUCCAGUGUCGGUUUCUCAGCGGCUUUGUUUUCCUGGGGGUUUUGUGUGCGCCUGUAGAUGGUUGUGUAAGUUUUAGCACGUCCAAGGGCGUGUUAAGCCAACAGGAUGCCUG